Myotis brandtii (Brandt's bat) is the source of this 501-nucleotide messenger RNA. RefSeq names its product cholecystokinin (gene CCK). Gene Ontology annotation, molecular function: neuropeptide hormone activity. The annotation marks the transcript as partial. Gene Ontology annotation, biological process: digestion. The transcript has 2 exons. NCBI's taxonomy places the organism in Eukaryota, Metazoa, Chordata, Mammalia, Chiroptera, Vespertilionidae. The record is from RefSeq and is a predicted model, not a curated record. Gene Ontology annotation, cellular component: axon; extracellular region.
AGACAGCUGAGGGCGGUGCAGAGGGUGGACGGCGAGCCCCCAGCGCACCUGGGCGCGCUGCUGGCCAGAUACAUCCAACAUGCCCGGAAAGCUCCCUCUGGCCGCAUAUCCAUGAUCAAGAACCUGCAGAGCCGGGACCCCAGCCACCGGAUCAGCGACCGGGACUACAUGGGCUGGAUGGACUUCGGCCGGCGCAGCGCCGAGGUGGAGGAGUACGAGUACCCCUCCUAGGGCUCCAGCCCUCGCCAGGGCCACGGGGAGCUCCCUCCUGGCCCCCAGGAGGCAGAAUAACAAAACACUCACACUCACAGCUCAUUGUCUCUGAAGUCUGGUGUUUUAAAUGCCUAUUUAUUAAGUUCUCAAUGUGAAAACCCUGUAAAGAUUGUCUGGCGCAGCCAACGCACCUCAGCAGAAUUGUACAAACGGGAAGGCAAAUGUCUCCCUCCCCAUGACCCCUGGUCCCCCAGUGUCGCUAUGCUAUUAAAGUGAUUUCAUUCUGUG